AUGGAACAGACUGAAGUACGAUAUGGUGAGCAUGAAGAUACACUAAUUCACCCGUUUAAGGAAAUAACCAUUGGAGCAAUAUCAGGUAUGGUAGGGAAGCUUGUGGAGUUUCCGUUUGACACCAUCAAAGUUCGGCUACAAGCAAACAAUUCUCAUUCCACAUCAACAUAUAAAAUGAUAUCGAGGACGUUUCAUAAUGAAGGAGUGUUGGGGUUUUACAAGGGGUUGAAAGCACCUUUGUUUGGUGCUUGUUUGGAAAAUGCCGUGUUGUUUAGUAGCUACAACUUUGCCACUAAUGUCUUGCGACAUUACGAUCCGAGCUUAUCGAUGUGGUCUAAAUGUGCUAGUGGGGGGUUUGCUGGACUUAUGGCGAGCUUCAUCUUGACUCCAGUUGAAUUAGUCAAGUGCCAAUUACAAGUGGCGAAUAUGGCCACCAAGACGUCGCAUACUUAUACGUCGGUCAUUGAAGAUACGUUGAAACGCCGAGGUGUUUUUGGUUUGUGGAACGGAUUGGGGUCGACCAUGGUUCGCGAAGUUGUAGGAACGCUGAUUUGGUUUGGCUCCUAUGAAUACAUUAACGACUAUUUUGAAACAGCUAAACAACCAUUCAUCAAGAAUAAGGAUUUGCAGUUGUUGUUCAGUGGAGCAAUGGCUGGUGUACUAUUUAACUUUUCGAUGUUCCCAGUUGACACUGUUAAAUCCAAUAUACAAACGCAUGAUAUACUAUCAGGCACCAGUGGGAAGCACCACCAUCAUAUGGCUACUGACUUUUGGAAAGAAAUGAGGAAAUUGUGUCUGAAGCCAGGGGGAGUUAUGAAUCUUUAUAAUGGAUUGGGUAUUACCAUGAUUCGAUGCAUUCCGGCUAAUGCUUUAAUCUUUUACACAUACGAACUACUUAAAAGGAAUUUCUAA
Lodderomyces margitis is the source of this 912-nucleotide messenger RNA. It is a transcript of the gene ARG11, whose product is annotated as Arg11p. The coding region runs from base 1 to 912 and encodes 303 amino acids. Gene Ontology annotation, biological process: mitochondrial L-ornithine transmembrane transport. The transcript has a single exon. The record is from RefSeq and is a predicted model, not a curated record. NCBI's taxonomy places the organism in Eukaryota, Fungi, Ascomycota, Pichiomycetes, Serinales, Debaryomycetaceae. Gene Ontology annotation, molecular function: L-ornithine transmembrane transporter activity.